This is a messenger RNA of Rubroshorea leprosula, 583 nucleotides long. The record is from the annotation of a GenBank genome assembly. Lineage: Eukaryota; Viridiplantae; Streptophyta; Magnoliopsida; Malvales; Dipterocarpaceae.
GAGUUCCAGCGCCCAUCCAAUUUUUCAUCCAUAUAUUUCCGGUAGAAGUUUGUGUUCCAUUCAUCUGCAGACAUGAGUGACCCAAAGUACGCUUAUCCUGCUCAACCUUAUCCUGCUCAACCUUACCCUGCUCAACCUUACCCUCCUCAAGGUUAUUAUCAAGGACCCCCGGUAAUGGCACCUCCACAGUACGCAGCUCCACCUCCCAAGAGAGAACCAGGCUUUCUUGAAGGAUGUCUUGCGGCUUUAUGUUGCUGUUGCCUCAUUGAUGAGUGCUGCUGCGACCCUACCGUCUUCUGUGUCUGUUAGCUCUAUAUAUUGUGUAUUUUCAGUGCAAUAAUCUCAUCUCUAUUUCAGAUGUGUGAUGAUAUUUCGUGCAUUAUGAAAAGCUUGAAGACUGUUCUUGUGGGAUCGUACGUGUUGAUUUUUAUGAGUAUAUUUUAUGUCAGACUUCUUGGAUGCUUAAUUUCUUAAAAUUUCGAUUUUUUCCUUUAAUUUCCCGUUCUUUAUACCAUUUUCCAUGGUGGAAGUGAUCUUCACUUCCCAUUUUCUAGCUUGGUUUCAAUAAAUUCCUCCCUAUAAC